CCAGCCCAGUCGUCUCCCCUAGCAACCAACCAACCAGGCUUGCAGCUCGUCGUGCUAUGACAUCACCGGCUCCUUAGCAGUCAGCUGCUGCAGUGGAGAGGGAGGGGAAGAGAGCGAGAAAGAGAGGGAAUUAGGGAGGGAGGGAGGAGAAAGACGAAGGGGGGGAGAAAAGACAGCUUGUCUCACACAUACACGCACACACAGCAAGUCUCUCCGAGGCUGUUCAAAACAUGGAGGCUGCUCCCGGAUAAGCAGUUCGCCUAGCGACGAGGAGCUAACACGCGGUGAGACAGCAAAAUUAGUUUAGCGACCGACUGUCAGUCAACCAUGGACGAUAUCUCAACCGAGGCUGAUCCCUAUCUACCCUACGACGGGGGAGGGGAUACCAUCGCCCUGCAGGAGCUGCCUAAAAGAGGAUCUAACUACGUCAUGUCUAACGGGGGCGGGGUGAUGAGUAGCACCACCCACCUGCUGGACUUCCUGGAGGAGCCCAUCCCAGGGGUCGGCACCUAUGAUGACUUCCACACCAUCGACUGGGUMCGGGAGAAGUGCAAGGACCGGGAACGCCACCGCAAGAUCAAUGCUAAGAAGAAGGAAUCAGCUUGGGAGUUUACCAAGAGCCUGUAUGAUGCCUGGUCUGGGUGGCUGGUGGUGACGCUGACAGGGCUGGCCUCAGGUGCUCUGGCUGGUCUAAUCGACAUCGCUGCUGAUUGGCUGAACGACAUCAAGGAGGGUGUGUGUCUGAAUGCCAUGUGGUUCAACCACGAGCAGUGYUGCUGGGGCUCCAACGAGACCACGUUCGCUGAGAGGGACAAGUGUCCUCAGUGGAAGAGCUGGGCGGGGCUCAUCCUGGGCCAGGAAGAGGGCCCUGGUUCCUACAUCAUGAACUACUUCAUGUACAUCUACUGGGCUUUGUCCUUCGCCUUCCUGGCCGUGUUACUGGUCAAGGUGUUCGCCCCUUACGCCUGUGGCUCCGGUAUACCUGAGAUAAAGACCAUUCUCAGUGGGUUCAUCAUCCGKGGUUACCUGGGGAAGUGGACCCUGCUGAUCAAGACGGUGACCCUGGUGCUGGCUGUAGCGUCUGGGCUGAGCCUGGGGAAGGAGGGACCCUUGGUCCACGUGGCCUGCUGUUGUGGAAACAUUUUCUCAUAUCUCUUCCCCAAGUACAGCAAGAACGAGGCCAAAAAGCGAGAGGUUCUAUCUGCAGCGUCAGCGGCUGGGGUSUCUGUCGCUUUCGGUGCUCCCAUAGGAGGAGUACUCUUCAGCUUGGAGGAGGUGAGCUACUACUUCCCUCUGAAGACCCUGUGGCGCUCCUUCUUCGCUGCAUUGGUGGCAGCCUUCGUCCUCCGCUCCAUCAACCCGUUUGGCAACAGCCGUCUGGUCCUGUUCUACGUGGAGUACCACACCCCCUGGUACCUGUUUGAGCUUAUCCCCUUCAUCCUGCUGGGGGUGUUUGGAGGCCUCUGGGGGGCCUUCUUCAUCAAGGCCAACAUCGCCUGGUGCCGAAGGAGGAAAUCCACCCGCUUCGGGAAGUACCCCAUCCUGGAGGUGAUCUUCGUGGCGGCCAUUACCGCGGUCGUGGCGUUCCCCAACCCGUACACGCGGCAGAACACCAGCGAGCUGAUUAAAGAGUUGUUUACCGACUGCGGACCCUUGGAGUCGUCCCAGCUGUGCCAGUACAGGAGUCAGAUGAACGGGAGCAAGGCGUUUGUGGACGCGUCUCCCAACAAGCCGGCGGGACCCGGGGUGUACGCAGCCAUUUGGCAGCUGUGCCUGGCGCUCAUCUUCAAGAUCAUCAUGACCAUCUUCACCUUCGGACUUAAGGUUCCUGCUGGCCUGUUCAUCCCCAGUAUGGCYAUCGGGGCGAUCGCCGGGCGUAUCGUUGGCAUCGCCGUGGAGCAGCUGGCGUACUACCACCACGACUGGUUAGUGUUCAGGGAGUGGUGCGAGGUAGGCACCGACUGCAUCACCCCGGGACUCUAUGCCAUGGUGGGGGCCGCCGCAUGUCUGGGUGGUGUCACGCGGAUGACCGUGUCUCUCGUGGUCAUCGUGUUUGAGCUGACGGGCGGCCUGGAGUACAUCGUGCCACUCAUGGCCGCCGUCAUGACCAGCAAGUGGGUGGGCGACGCCUUUGGGCGCGAGGGCAUCUACGAAUCACACAUCCGCCUGAACGGGUACCCCUUCCUCGACGCCAAGGAGGAGUUCACACACACAACGCUGGCGCGGGAGGUGAUGCGGCCGCGGCGUAGUGAUCCRCCRUUAGCGGUGCUGACGCAGGACGACCUGACAGUGGAGGAACUACAGGGGAUCAUCAACGAGACCAGCUACAACGGCUUCCCUGUCAUCGUCUCCAAGGAGUCCCAGAGACUGGUUGGCUUCGCUCUGCGCAGGGACAUCACCAUCGCUAUAGAGAACGCACGGCGGAAGCAGGAGGGUAUCCUGCUGACGUCGCGGGUCUACUUCACGCAGCACGCCCCUACGCUGCCCGCCGACAGCCCGCGGCCCCUCAAGCUGCGYUCCAUCCUGGACAUGAGCCCCUUCACCGUGACCGACCACACGCCCAUGGAGAUCGUGGUGGACAUCUUCCGCAAGCUGGGCCUCCGCCAGUGUCUGGUGACACACAACGGGAUUGUAUUGGGCGUCAUCACUAAGAAGAAUAUAUUAGAGCAUCUGGAGGAGCUCAAGGAACACACGGAGCCCCUGGCGUCUCCUUGGUAUUAUCACAAAAAAAGAUAUCCUUCGUCAUAUGGCCCAGAUGGCCAACCAAGACCCCGACAACAUAAUGUUCAACUAGUCACCGCCUUCCCGGGUCGUCAAGCUGACGAGGAGGAAAGCGAGGAGGAGGUGGUAAACCUACUGGACGGCCGCGGCUCCACCCUAUGACGCACAGCCCACCCCCUCUGGGACACACCACCCCAAAUCCACCUCAAUACUAAACCAGACUGACUGAACCCAAUAGAGCCCUCUAGAGGCCACAGGAAGGAAGAGACAAACAGACUCUAAAAGGACUUUAAAAAUGGCUGCUGUGAGGGACGUUUUGGUCCCUAGGUAGCAGCUACUAUAGGCUGGGGUAUAUAUACACAAGGAAUGCAAUUUUAACACGCACCUCCAUUUACAUACAGAAACAUACAUACAUGAGAUCAGACUCACUCAUACACAGAUGCCACACAAGCAUGCCACUAGCCGAAUUGCACCUCCUUCAAACACACACUCUUCAUGCUCCUUCGUCCUUGUCCUGUUUCUAUUGGCUCACGCUGGCGUACAUUGCUGUGAGCCUGAAGCCUGGCUACCGAGGCAAGAGGUCAGAAUGAUCCGCUAGGAUGCGAGGAGGGACCUUCAGACACCUCGACUGCUGAUUGGCUGUCAGCCCUGCCAGGCUCCACCCCCACCGUGUCCCUCCCUCCCACCCCCCGUCCGUCCUCGAAAGCAUUGUUUACCUGUGAACUCUCUUUGAGCGAGAGAAUGCAUGUGUGCGUUUCACCUCCACGUUCCAAUCAGGUUGUCAUAGUAACCUGAAACAACACUCUCCCACCCUCCCCCCUAAAGGCAUCCGCCUGAUAUUAGACUGGGCGUUGCUCCAAGGUGUAUGUGUGGGUGAGAGAGCGAGAGUGUGUGUGUGUGUGAGAGAGGAAGGAAGAUCAAGGGUACAAGCAGGAUGUACUGGAGUAGUUAGUUAAUGUCUGAGUGUUGUAGUUCAAGAACAAAAUGUCUCUUUCUGAUGUAUGUGAAAACAUUCUGUACAGAAGAGUCCGAUACUCAUCGGUUACAUACCCCCUGUUGAAGUAAAGGGUGAAUAACUCUGUGUGUGUGCGCGCAUGUGCGUACCUUUUUGAUCUGAGCCAGGUAGGCAAUAUGCCAUAGAGGUGUGUGCGCAUAAGUAUCAGAUGAGAAAAGACUUGUCCGUUUCUCCGACAUUGAAGGUGGGCAUAUAAAAAAAAAAAUAGGAACAUUAACUCAAGGUUGCGUUCUGUUACUGGAGAAAAAAAUGUAUCCUUUUUUCUUUUCAAACUAUUACUAAUGCAACUACUUUUAGAGUAUUGAUAUAUACAUAAUCAAGUAACUUUUUACGGCUUGUAAUGAAACAAAGUCAAGACUGGAAAACCACUUUUUUUUUUGAAGUGAACAAAAUAAAUGGAUGAUUAUGAGGAUGUUGAUGGUAAUACUGCACAGUAACCAUGUCUUAGAUAUUUUACUUUGCUUAAUUAAGCUGCCUCAUGGUGUGAGAAAUGUGUCUUGUAUUUUCCACUGGAGCUUAAUCUUUUCUUGCAUAUCUCCUCUGCCUAGUUGUCAGGUUCAACAUGAAAUCUUCUUCGCAUUUGUAGAUUUAAAACAUGAUUUGAAAGGACUGAAAUAGGAGGUACAUUUCAUACAACACUCAAAUGACCAUACCACGUUUUUUGGAGGUGUGCCAGUAACUCCUUUAAACUUCAAUAAAGUCUCUUGUAUAUUUUA
Messenger RNA from Salvelinus sp. IW2-2015, 4452 nucleotides. RefSeq names its product H(+)/Cl(-) exchange transporter 3. Gene Ontology annotation, cellular component: Golgi apparatus; synaptic vesicle; plasma membrane. Lineage: Eukaryota; Metazoa; Chordata; Actinopteri; Salmoniformes; Salmonidae. The record is from RefSeq and is a predicted model, not a curated record. Gene Ontology annotation, biological process: chloride transport; transmembrane transport. Gene Ontology annotation, molecular function: voltage-gated chloride channel activity.